Messenger RNA from Gambusia affinis (western mosquitofish), 1994 nucleotides. It is a transcript of the gene prmt3, whose product is annotated as protein arginine methyltransferase 3. Gene Ontology annotation, biological process: peptidyl-arginine methylation. Gene Ontology annotation, molecular function: protein-arginine N-methyltransferase activity. The coding region runs from base 333 to 1895 and encodes 520 amino acids. Gene Ontology annotation, cellular component: nucleus. The record is from RefSeq and is a predicted model, not a curated record. NCBI's taxonomy places the organism in Eukaryota, Metazoa, Chordata, Actinopteri, Cyprinodontiformes, Poeciliidae. The transcript has 17 exons.
GGAUUGGAGAACGCGGAUUUUUGAGAGUGGAAGCGCUUAAGCGUUAUUUUGGCGAGCAAUAAGUUGAUUUCUAAGGUGUUUUUUGGCAUAAUCUGGACUGUGAGUGGAUCUGGAUGGCUAGUAGUAAUGGGGGUGUUCAGAAGAUGAAAAUAUGGACACAGGAUGGUCUACGGUAGAAAAUAGAAGCGGGGGAAGAGAUGAAGUUAAAAGGGGACUAAAUGCUGGUAAAAGAUCUCUUGAAGAUGAGGAAGAAAGGGGUGAAAUAAAGAAACCCACCGGUCGACACAUCACGAUACGUCAUCAGGAAGUCAUCAGAUUCCAAAGGCGACAUCAUGGCAGCCAACUCAAUCCCACAUGAAGACGAGAUGCCUGAACUUUCUGACGGAGAUGAUGAUGAUGUGGAUGGUGAUGAAGAGCAAUGGCAGUGGAUGGAGGAGGAGAGACAGAUCGUUACCUGUUUGUUCUGUGAAAAGUUUUUGGACUCUGUUUCUGCAACCCUUCAGCACUGCACAGCUGAACACCAGCUCAACCUUGUAGAAAUCAUAAGAAAGCACAGUUUAGAUGACUACGGUUACAUAAAAAUGAUCAAUUUCAUUCGCUUAACAAAAUGUUCUGCAUCCUUCCUGAUGGAGCUGUCAGAGGGCCUCCUACCCUGGGACAGUGAAGAUUUCCUAAAACCAGCCCUUCAGGAUGACCCACUGCUGCAGACAGACCCGGAGGAGCUGCGUGGCACCGAGGACACGUGCUCGUCAUCCAGAGGCGAUUCGAAUGAUGAGCUGCUCCACAGAAAGACGAGAGCCGAAGAACGAGUUCAGCGUUCAGAAGAGGCAGUGACCAGACUCAUGGAGGAUAUGCACAAACUAAAGCUCCUGGUUCAGGAUUUGGUGCUGAACUCAGAACCCGACCAGGCUGGCAACCUGGGCGCCGUCGCCGAGCUGCGGGAGGAUGAGGACGAGGCCUACUUCAGCUCUUAUGGCCAUUAUGGCAUCCACGAGGAAAUGCUGAAGGAUAAAGUGCGGACAGAGAGCUACCGCGACUUCAUGUACAAAAACCCAGAAGUGUUCAGAGACAAGGUGGUGCUUGAUGUGGGUUGUGGGACCGGCAUACUGUCCAUGUUUGCCGCCAGAGCUGGAGCCAAAAAGGUGAUUGCAGUGGACCAAUCAGAGAUCAUCUAUCAGGCAAUGGACAUUGUCAGGUCCAAUCAGCUGGACAACAUCACUCUGAUUAAAGGUCGCAUAGAGGACAUCAAGCUUCCUGUGGAGAAGGUUGACAUCAUCAUCUCAGAAUGGAUGGGUUACUUCUUGCUCUUUGAAUCCAUGUUGGACUCUGUCCUGUACGCCAGAGACUGUUACUUGGCUGACGGUGGUUCAGUGUAUCCAGAUCUUUGUAACAUCAGCCUGGCAGCUGUGGGAGACGCACAGAAGCACCAAGACAGGAUUGCAUUCUGGGAGGACGUAUAUGGCUUCAAUAUGGCAUGCAUGAAGACAGCGGUGGUGCCUGAGGCGAUGGUGGAAGUGGUGCAGGCGGAGACACUCAUCUCUGAACCUGCUGUUGUACAGACGUUGGACUGUAACACAGUGUGCCUGUCAGAGCUGGAGUUUACUACAGAUUUUCUGCUAAAGAUAACAAAAACCACAGACUGCACGGCAAUUGUCGGCUACUUUGACAUUUUCUUCAACAAAGGCUGCAGCAACAAGGUGACAUUCUCCACUGGCCCUCAAGUUACAAAAACCCACUGGAAACAGACGGUCUUCCUUCUAGAAACGCCCAUUUCUGUUAAAGCAGGAGAAGAGCUGAAGGGAAACAUCACCGUGCGUAAAAACAAGAAGGAUCCGCGCUCGCUCUUUGUCACCUUUGACCUUCCAGGCAGGAAGCAGACUUACAACCUCCAAUGAUGUCACCCAUCAUAGUAUCUGUAACCAAUCAUAGCUCUGAUUUUAUUUUACUUUUGAUAAUUCAUGUACUGAGCAAAAUAAAGGACAUAAUAAUUUGGU